Molecule: messenger RNA, 1011 nt
Organism: Lachancea meyersii CBS 8951
Lineage: Eukaryota; Fungi; Ascomycota; Saccharomycetes; Saccharomycetales; Saccharomycetaceae
Source: the annotation of a GenBank genome assembly
AUGAGCUCCUUACUAUUAGAAACAGAACCGCAAGACUCACUUCCCUUUGUGAAAGAUGCAACGCCAUCUUUCGAGACCAAUGAGCGUAUUUUAGCCCCAUCCAUCGAGGAAGUGGACUCGAAUCCCGAUGAAUUGCGCACUUUGCGUGGUAAAGGUCGAUAUUUCGGGGAUCCGGACCCAUCAGAGUACAUUUUAGAAGCAGAACCCAAAUGUAAUAAUUGCUCGCAACGAGGCCAUCUCAAGAGAAACUGUCCGCACGUCAUUUGUUCGUAUUGUGGAUUGAUGGACGACCAUUAUUCACAACACUGUCCAAAAGCCAUUAGAUGCGCCAACUGUAACAGAGAGGGCCACUACCGUAGUCAGUGUCCACACAAAUGGAGACGUAUCUAUUGUACCCUGUGCAAUAGUAAGAAUCACGCCCGGGACCGCUGUCCGAGCAUCUGGAGAAGUUAUUACCUGCUUGACGGUCAGAAAAGGCGAAGCGUGGCAAUGCACAAAAUAUAUUGCUACAACUGCGGUGGUAAAGGUCACUUUGGAGAUGACUGUUUUCUUGACAGAUCUUCAAGAGUCCCCAAUGACGACGGGAGUGCAUUUUCUGGCAACAAUCUACCCCAGAAGGUCCAGCAAGACUACUUCACACAUCUAGACCGGUGCCAGGAUGACUACUCGCUCGACUUGGCCCAAGAAGACGACUAUAGAGGCAGAAAAAGAGGCAUAUAUUCCAGUGAGGGUCUCGAAAGAGGCGGGUACAACGAGAGUUCGAAUUCGCUCUCGAACUCCAAGAAAUUCAAGAAAAGAAGCCGAAGAAAUGAAGAACAGGGCCCUAAAUCAAAUUCGCGAUUCAAAUCGAGCACGGUAAACUCCAACUUUUAUCCGCCUCCAUAUCAAAAAGGAAAGGCCGCCCCCAAACCAUCGUCCAGAGGAAUUGUUCUUCCACCUAAAGGAAACCGCAAAAAUCCCCUCGACUUUCCGCGUUCUUCGAGACCCCAACACCAACGUUUUGACUACUAA